This is a messenger RNA of Penicillium cosmopolitanum, 1050 nucleotides long. RefSeq names its product isopenicillin N synthase family dioxygenase. The record is from RefSeq and is a predicted model, not a curated record. Bases 1 to 1050 code for a protein of 349 amino acids. Lineage: Eukaryota; Fungi; Ascomycota; Eurotiomycetes; Eurotiales; Aspergillaceae. Gene Ontology annotation, molecular function: dioxygenase activity. The transcript is spliced from 6 exons.
AUGGACAUAAACCUAGUCGAUGAAGCCAAAGCGGCUAACUGCGACCACAUCCCCAUCAUCGACUUAUCGAACAUAGGUAGCCCAGAUGUCGAGAAACGCCAAGAACUUGCUCGAGCAGUCUACGAUGCAUGUACCCGUGUUGGCUUCUUUUAUAUCAAGGUAUUUGAGAAUCAUGGCAUACCCGAGCACUUGAUCAGCGAAAUCCAUGACGUAGCAGAGCGAUUCUUCAGUCUUCCAAGUGAGGAGAAAAUGAAGGUCUAUAUCGGAAACUCAAAGAAAUACCGCGGAUAUAGUCCUAUCGGUGCUGAACGGACCACAGGCACAGAUGAUAACCCCAUCCCAGAGGAAGAAGCAGCUGGUGUCCUCUCCGAGGCCUUCGUUAUUGGCUAUGAAAACGCACUUGAUUUUCGAAAAUCUGAGAAUGAUCAUUUACCUCCCGGUACUUAUGAGCUGUAUGGCGACAAUCAAUGGCCUCACGAUGAGACCAUCCCUGGUUUCUCCGCAACCUAUAUUCAAUAUUGUGCCACAGUUCUCGAGCUCUGUCGGAGAAUGCUUCGAAUCUUUGCACUUGCGCUAGAAGUUCCGGAGGAUUACUUCGACUCAAAGAUUCACAAUCCUGGUGUCAUUUCUAGAAUGAUGCAUUAUCCCGCUCAGCCAGUGGGAGACCCCCGUGAAGGACUUGGAGCCCAUACAGACUUCGAGUGCUUCACUAUACUUUCUCAGGAUGCGGUUCCUGGAUUGCAAGUCUUGAAUCACAACGGCGAGUGGAUUCUAGCACCACCUAUUCCAGGUACAUUAGUUGUGAAUAUUGCCGACUGUUUAUCGACUUGGACAAAUAAAAAAUUCAAAUCUACGAUUCAUCGAGUAGCAAAUCUCUCGGGCGAACAACGCUACUCAAUCCCUUUUUUCUUCGGAGUCGACUACGAUGCCACUGUGUCUGUUCUAGAAAACCACACAUCAGAGGAAAAUCCACCGUGUAGAGAGCCAUUCAAGGCUGGCGAUUGGGUCCGCGAGAAACUAUCCAAGGCAUAUCUACCCUACGAAGGGUGA